GAAUUCUAGAAUGAGAGCUAAAAUUAUAGCAUGUAUAUAAUUUGUUGCAUUUCCUCAGAUUUAGUGGAAAUGCUGGAUGGCUCAAUUGCAGCUGGCUGUGUGUUCACAUAUGGAUCCAAUAGCAUCCAAUUCCAGUCUUCCUGCAACAAGCCAGGAAAGAUGUCAUCCUGAAGUUCUUAAAGAACAGUCCCAGUUAGAACACCUGAGGAAUAAUAUCCAGCAGCAACUUGUGUGCUGCAAAGAUAAGAAACUGAAAGAUCUUCAUGUUUCCAAAGAGCGGAGCUCUUCCUGUAUUCAGCCUGCAGAAAAUAGUCAGCUGGUCUUAGAGAAAGCAGGUUUUUAUUCUGCUGGCCCCCAUAACUGGUGUUUCAAAAGUCAGGCCACCACUGUGCCUUCCCACUGGAGAACUAAGCGGAGAGAAGGUGUGGACAGAGCAUAUCCACUUAAGCCAGUCUUUCACCAGAAAUCUGGGAAUGGUCUCUUACCCAGUUCUUGGCAAGUUGGAAAUGCACCAGCUAGAGAGAUUCCUUCCUGUGGCAUUAGCUCAGAGAAAAUAAAAGUGUCACAUGCAGUGAAGGCUCGGCCUGUAGGGGUGCAUUCUCCUUUUUCUGUACAACCAUCUAAUAGAGCAACUUCUCAUUCACAAAGAGCAGACUCAGGCUAUAUUCAAAAACUGGAGGCUGCUGGGCGAAAUUUGGAGGAGGAGAUCCAGCGAAAGGAGGCUCUCCUUAGGGAGAAACUAAGGAAAACAGAAGAAGAGCUCCGUAAAAUCCAGUGGAAAAGACAGCAGGCUGAGGCAGAAGCAAGAAGAGAGCAAGGAGGAUUAUGGAUGCCUCAGAAGAAAAUGACAGCCAUUUCUCAAGAUUGUGAUUCCAAAUCUAUAGCACAACUACAUGAUGUUGAUCAAAAAGUGCCAGAGACUGUGAUAGCUUCAAUUGGGACUGCCCUGCUUCCACAGACGCUUCAUAUGGAAAGGCUCAAAAAGCAACGAUUGAUAGCUAGCAACAAUAAAAUUCGAGAAAACCUCUCCAAUAUUUCUUCCACUUGUAGCCUAGAACCGGCAUCUAUACACAACCAGUCUUGUUCCCCAACAGACUCAGUGCCAGCAGAAUCAUCAUAUAUAGAGGUUCCAAGCAAUGUAGAAGAUUGGGGAGAGUGCAAUUUUUGUGGACGGAGACUUUACUGUUCCAGACUGGAGAAACACAUAAAUAUUUGCAGCAGGAAUCAUGGAUCCAAGAGAAAAGUAUUUGAUUCAAGCAAAGCUAGAGCAAAAGGCACUGAAUUAGAGACAUAUCAUCUCUUGAAGGGCUCGGAUAUUUCACAGAAAAAAACUUCCAGCCAAAGUUCUGAGGCUUCCAAGCAAAGCAGUGCUAUAUCCAAACAAAGCAAUUGGAGACAGAAGCAUGACUCUUUCAUCAAGACAUUGCGCAGGGCCCGUGAAGUGCAGCGGAUAAUCUCCAAAGGGGGAAAAGCCUCAGAUCUUCCCCCGGCACCAGCCAUGGAAAACCCAGACUACAAAUUGUGCCCAUAUUGUACUCGUCAGUUUGCACCUAAGGUUGCUGAGAGACAUAUUCCCAAGUGCAAGAACAUUAAGAACAGACCACCACCACCACCACAGCAAAAAAAGCGUUGCUAGUAAAUGGACAAGAUGACAGCUGCAACUGGUGUAAUCAUAAUUAGGUUUCUUGCUAUUUUUCUCAGUUUGAUGCUACAGAAUAGCAGCUUCAGUAUAAAACUAAUGAGAAAUCCACAAACUAUAAAUGGAUCAUUAACCCCUUUAUACUACAGGUUAGGGUCAGGCACCUAGAUGGGCAAAAAGUAGCUUUGCCUUCAUCAUCUUGAAACUUGGUAGUCUGUAAAAAUGCUUCACUGGGAUUCCUUGCAUAUUUUGCAGUGGAAUUUUUGUCUGUUUCUUAGAACGUGGAAGAAGGGCGUUGCAACAAGGCCCUUUAAAAAAACGGAAGAAAAUAUGAUAUUUUUAUAAAUCAUGACUCUAUGCUUGUGACUCUUUGAUGGCACCCAAGAUCAGCUUUUUCUUGUAUGAGCUGCCAAAUAACUGAGCUCUCAUGAAAUAAAGUUCUCAGGCUAUGCAAAUUCCCAUUCCUAUGUUGAGUUCCAUAACAAAAAGUACCCAUAUUCUAUAAAAAUCACAUUUUUAAAUUUUAGAAUG
Molecule: messenger RNA, 2170 nt
Organism: Candoia aspera
Lineage: Eukaryota; Metazoa; Chordata; Lepidosauria; Squamata; Candoiidae
Gene: ZC2HC1C
Product: zinc finger C2HC-type containing 1C
Exons: 2
Coding region: 77-1636 (519 amino acids)
Source: RefSeq, a predicted model, not a curated record